AUGAGGGUGCCGGUGCCGGGUCCCUCGGCCGCCGCCCCCGCGGCCGGCCGCGAGCCCUCGACGCCCGGCGGAGGCGCCGUCGCUGCCGCCUCGGGCGCCGCGGUGCCCGGCUCCGUGCAGUUGGCGCUGAGCGUCCUGCACGCCCUGCUCUACGCCGCGCUCUUCGCCUUUGCCUACCUGCAGCUGUGGCGGCUGCUCCUGUACCGCGAGCGGCGGCUGAGUUACCAGAGCCUCUGCCUCUUCCUCUGUCUGCUGUGGGCAGCGCUCAGGACCACCCUCUUCUCCGCCGCCUUCUCGCUCAGCGGCUCCCUGCCCCUGCUCCGGCCGCCCGCUCACCUGCACUUCUUCCCGCACUGGCUGCUCUACUGCUUCCCCUCCUGUCUCCAGUUCUCCACUCUCUGUCUCCUCAACCUCUACCUGGCGGAGGUUAUAUGUAAAGUCAGAUGUGCCACUGAACUUGACAAACACAAAAUUCUUCUGCAUUUGGGCUUUCUGUUGGCAAGCCUUCUCUUUUUAGUGGUGAACUUGACUUGUGCAAUGCUACUCCAUGGAGAUGUCCCAGAAAAUCAAUUGAAAUGGACUGUAUUUGUUCGCGCACUAAUUAAUGAUAGCCUGUUUAUUCUUUGUGCCAUCUCUUUAGUUAGUUACAUAUGCAAAGUUACAAAAAUGUCAUCAGCUAAUGUCUACCUCGAAUCAAAGGGCGUGUCCCUGUGCCAGACGGUUGUUGUUGGCUCUGUAGUCAUUCUACUCUACUCAUCAAGAGCUUGUUAUAAUUUGGUGGUGAUCACCAUAUCUCAGGAUACAUUAGAAAGUCCAUUUAAUUAUGGCUGGGAUAACCUUUCAGAUAAAGCUCCUAUAGAAGAUAUCGGUGGAGAAGAAUACAUCGUAUUUGGAAUGGUCCUCUUCCUCUGGGAACAUGUGCCAGCAUGGUCGGUGGUACUGUUUUUCCGGGCACAAAGACUAACCCAGAAUUUGGCACCUGCUGGCAUGAUAAAUAGUCACAGUUAUAGUUCCAGAGCUUACUUUUUUGACAAUCCAAGACGGUAUGAUAGUGAUGACGACUUACCAAGGCUGGGAAAUUCACGAGAAGGAAGCUGCCCCAGCUCACAAGGUUUGGGCUGGUAUGGCACCAUGACGGGGUGUGGCAGCAACAGUUACACAGUCACUCCCCACCGGAAUGGACCCAUGACCGAUACUGCUCCUUUGCUCUUCACGUGUAGUAGUUUAGAUGUGAACAACCACCAUAGCUUAUAUGCAACACCACAAAACUGACAGCACUGCCGGGUCCUAAUUCUGGAAUUGUUUCUCAUGAAUGUGUAUAUUCAACACAUCUAGAUUCCAUCUAUGUAAGCAUUUCAUCAUCUGAAAACAAAGCCUGGGAAUGUGGCUGUGUCCAUGUCGGACACAGCUGACUUGUGAUCUCUUCAUAGUAAAAUGAAGUAAAAUGGAAAACAUGGAGCGGGAUUCGAUUCUAAGGCACUAGGAAGAUGGCCUCCAGAUGUCCUGUAUAUUUGCCUAUUUGCACUUUUAUCUUUGUUCUGAAAGAUUAACUGCAGUCCCUAAAGUCAUCCUCCAGUGCUCAUACUGGCAUAUUAUAUUGUACACCAAAUUGGGAGACAGUUCUCCCACACCAAGCAAAGCCUGUAUUUGGAGUGUACUCUAUAUGGAAUUACCAAUAAAAGUUUUAGUGUGAACUGUGUACAGAAUUAAAGCAUAAAAAUAGAUCAUUCUUUUAAAAUAUCUAAUCAAAAUAUUUAAUCAUUGAAGACAGUUCUUUUGAGCAUGACCUUAAAAUGCCAACGGAAAAUAUUUAAGAAGUUAUUUUAAAUAGAUGCUAUUAGCGAUUCCUCACAAUAUCCAGCAAUGUUCUUUGGGAAGCCACCGUCAUUUCUUCAAAAAGAAAGUAGCCCCUUGAGAAUCAUGUUGCUACUUUCGAGUCAAAUUGGUCAAGUGAUUAUUUUGUAAGAUUAAGAUAUACGUAGUAGAGUUAAAGCAUGAUUCCUCAAGAAAGCACUCGUGAGUUUUAGAUAGAGACAUUUUGGUAGAAAUUCUUGGGACUAAACAUGUUUACAGAUGCAUUUAAGAAUUAUUCAUAAAAUGUAUGAGUCUAAGUUAAAACUUGGAUACGUUUUUAAAAUCAUUCUAUUUAGCUCAAACAAACUAUUGCUGAGCUUACCUAUUGAUGCAGGAUUGUCCUCAGGUAAAUGAAAUCAUGAUACAGUACUGCAGUGAAAUCAAGUGCAAUGCUUUGUAAGACAUAAAAUUCCAUCUCUAGUUUACUCACAUUUUUAUCUUAUAUAUGGGCAAAGCCAAAUUAGAUUUAAUUCAAAUUAAUUCCAGCACUAGAUUAAAUGAGUAAAAUCAUGUAAAGUAAUGGUACUAACUAGGUAAGUAUGAAACCAGUAGGUAAUGACAUUGGAAUACUUCAGAAUUAUCUUAAAAAUGUCUUGUUGUCUUAUUAUCAAAUACCUUGAAUGUCUUAUUCCAAAUCUAAAAAAAUAUGACAGGCUAAGCUAAUAGAGAAUUGUGAAUGCACUUUCUACCUGUGUCUACAUGGAAAUAAGUAGAUGCUGAAUACCUCAAGAUGCCAAUGCACCAGGAAACACUGGAACUUUAUCACAGGAUGCUAAAAGACAACUGAACUCUACCAUUGCUGAUCUGUUUCUACAGAAUGACACUAAUACAACUGUCCAUUUCUGGCUUCUACUCUGAUUAGAAAAUUUUGUUUUAUUUUUACCCUUAAUUAAAAUAUUUUAAACUUUUAAAUAACCGAUACAGUAACUUCACUAAAAAUACAGUAGGUAAAAUGCUGAGGAAUAAAUGGAAUAUUUAAUGAUUUUUAUCUUUUGAGAAGCUGAUAGAGCAAAAGAAAUUUCUUCUUUUUAUAA
Molecule: messenger RNA, 2888 nt
Organism: Echinops telfairi (small Madagascar hedgehog)
Lineage: Eukaryota; Metazoa; Chordata; Mammalia; Afrosoricida; Tenrecidae
Gene: GPR137C
Product: G protein-coupled receptor 137C
Exons: 7
Coding region: 1-1272 (423 amino acids)
Biological process (GO): positive regulation of TORC1 signaling
Cellular component (GO): lysosomal membrane
Source: RefSeq, a predicted model, not a curated record